AAGACAGAGUCAGAAUUGGGCCAGAAGCUGGGUGGAGUCCUCUCCUGCCCUGUUCCUCCACCCUCCUCACCUGGGACAGCUGUCACCCUCUGGAUUUGGGCUCGGAAUGAGGUGGAGGCAGAGCGUGUGGGGUCUGGUGAGACUCAGGUCGAUCUCAGAAGUCCCACAGCUUGCUGUCCCCUAAGGCCCACCCUUCAGGGAGGGGCUACUUCCCUUCCUGUGAGGACACUGAUGAGGAACCAGUGACGUAUCACUUGGGGACUGGACCUUGUCACAGCCCAUUCUUGCCUUUGUAUCCAGGCUCUGUGGAGUUUAUGUCGUCUGCUCACUGGGGACCAUGUGAGGAAGCACCCCGACCCAGAACCUCCCUGCCUUUCUCAGCCUCGUCAUCCUUCAGGGAGAGCAGAGUGAGGCUGAUGAGGAAACAGAGACCUGUCACCCGGAGCCGGGGCCCUGUCACAUCCGUGCAUCUGCUUGUCCUGCUGGGCUCUGUGGACUUUAUCCAUCAUCAGUGCCACUGGGGACCAUGGCAGACAGCACCACAACCUUGACCUUCAUUGUCCUCCUGGGCCUUGGGCUGUGUCAGGGCCCAUUGGACCAGGUACAGGCAGGAGUCAUCCCCAAACCCUCCAUCUGGGCCGACCCAGGCCCCAUCAUCACAGAGGGGAGCCCUGUGACCAUCUGGUGUCAGGGGUCUCUGCAGGCUAGUGCCUACCUUAUGUAUAAAGAGAGGGGCUCUGAGCCCUGGGAAACGAGGAUCCCACCGAACUCCAGCAACAAGGCCGGUUUCCUCAUUGGAGCCAUGACAUCACCCCACGCAGGGCUGUACCAGUGUGCGUAUUACACCACUGGGGACAUACUGUCAGAGCGGAGUGACUCCCUGCUCCUGGUGGUGACAGGAUUCUAUGGUGCACCGUCCCUCUCAGCCCAGCCAGGCCCUGUGGUGGCCUCAGGAGGGAACGUGUCCCUCUCCUGUAGCUCACUGUUCACAUGGGGCACAUUCCAUCUGCUGAAGGAGGGAGGGGCUGACCCACCCCAACACAUGGAAGCAGAACCGAGAAUCCAUGCUGGGACGUGGCAGGCCAUCUUUCCACUGGGCCCCGUGAGCCCCUCCCACGGGGGGACCUACAGAUGCUAUGGUUGUUCCAAGUCCUAUCCCAACGUGUGGUCACAGCCCGGUGCCCCUCUGCACAUCGAGGUCACAGCUUACGGAACCCAAGACUAUACAGUGGAGAAUCUCAUCCGGAUGGGCUUGGCUGGCUUGGUCCUGGUGGUGCUUGGGGUGCUACUAUUUCAGGCUGGAAAUGACACCAGAAAGACCCACGAUGCAGCCAGGAUGGGAACUCGGAGGCAACAACACACCAUUCAGAGUGGGGAAGGCUUGGAGACCAUCUGAUGACCCCAGGAGGUGCUGGAAAAGAAUAUGGAUCACAGUUGGGGAAACUGUCUGCUGAGAAUGUCCAGGAGAGAAGAUGUGGUAGGCGAGGUUUGGGUGCAGGAGAACUUGGGUCAUGUCCCUGUAGGGCAUUCCUCCGCCAUCCACAUGGGGUGCUCUCCCUCCCUCCCUGACCUCGCUGACUGUCCUCCACUGCCCUUCUGUUCUCACCCUGUGAUUUGAGGGUACAUCCCACAUGGCUGGUUUGAAUUCACAUCUAAACACCCCUUCAUAUUGGGCCACAUCCAUCCCAACAAAAUAGUAACUUCAUAACCCUGGGAUUACUUUUUAUUUUUUUAACUGUGUUUUUAUUGAUAUUACUAAAAGAGGAAGAUAGAGGGAUGCUAAGAUAGCAACAUUGAAGAGAGAAAAACAUCAGCUGCCUCCUGAGCCCUCUAUUGGGGAUGGAGCCCACAAUCCAGGCAUGUGCCCUAUCGAAGUGGUAACCUCCUGGUUCAUAGGUCGACCCUCAACCACUGAGACACACUGUCCAGGCUGUAGGAUUAUUUUUAAACCAAGAGCUAAUUAAAAAAAAAAAAAAAAUCCGGAUAGCUGCUCCAUGUGUUCCAGCCCAUUUCACAAAUCCACCCCUCCUACCAUCUCCAUGCGGCUUCUUCUUUGUAUCCUUACUUGUGCACUUCUCUUCAACUGGAUUUCAUAUGGUUCUGAAUGAUGAUUUUUCGGUAGUUUAAUUGUGAUUUCACUGUGGUCAUGGAUUUCAGUACUUCCUUUACUUCCUCUGCUUUCUUGAGCAGAAGUCGUAAUAUUUUGAUAAUAAAUAAGUAAUUUUGAUUGUUGGCAUCAUUUUAUUUAAGUAAUGCGUAAGGUUUGUUUUAUGUCACUUUUUAUCAAUUUUCCAGACCCGUUUUAAAUUGAUUCAUAUUUGUUUAUUUUAUACAUUUGCAUCAAUCGGUUUGGAGGUCAUAUAUGCAUUUCAAUAGGAAUAGUGGCCACCAUUGUUAAUAUUGCUAACCGGGUCUGUGGGCCAAUCACUAGCUGCAACAACAACCGUUCUACCUGGAGCGAUAGGAUCACGGUGCCUCAGUGUUUCUACCCAAGGGUCACUGCUGAUGCCGGCUGCAUGAAAGGCUCUGCACCAGACGUGGCCACAGGGUCAGGAGAAGAUUGCCUGAGACUGCUGUGCGAUGUACAUGGAUCUGAACCUUUGAAAGGACAACCUCCAAAUAGACCAAUUUCCCCAAAAGGAUCGGCCUUGAAAGGAUCACUGC
Messenger RNA from Eptesicus fuscus (big brown bat), 2664 nucleotides. RefSeq names its product leukocyte immunoglobulin-like receptor subfamily A member 6. The transcript is spliced from 6 exons. The record is from RefSeq and is a predicted model, not a curated record. NCBI's taxonomy places the organism in Eukaryota, Metazoa, Chordata, Mammalia, Chiroptera, Vespertilionidae. Bases 527 to 1396 code for a protein of 289 amino acids.